Messenger RNA from Gasterosteus aculeatus aculeatus (three-spined stickleback), 2211 nucleotides. NCBI's taxonomy places the organism in Eukaryota, Metazoa, Chordata, Actinopteri, Perciformes, Gasterosteidae. The record is from RefSeq and is a predicted model, not a curated record.
GUGGCUUUGCGGAUGUGGGGACCAGCGGCAGGAGGAGGAAAAGGAGAGGGGAGUGUGACAGGCUGGCUUCCCCUCCUCACAUGGCGGGAGUGUCGGGAAAAUAUCAAUUUGUGUGGCCGCUGUUGUGGGUCUGCGUCCGUCUGUCCGAGACCAGUUACACCGGCGUCUCUCUGGACGAUGACGUCCUGCGGCCGUACGCCGGCGCCCACGGCCCCGGCCACUCCCACCGCCACGUCAGAGACUGCCAGCCCGCCGCCCACGGCAACCUCACCCACGAGAGCCUCCGCCCCCCCGCUGGCGGCGUCGGGCUGCCGGCGGCCGAGUCCACAGUGUUUGUGUCGGACGUGCCGAGGAGCUCCAGGCGGGUCUACGGUCACGUGACAGUCGUCCGCGACCCGCUGAGGACGCUGUCGGUGCUGGAGCCCGGCGGGCCGGGGGGCUGCGAGGCCAACCGGACGGCCACGGUGGAGCAGACGGCCGCUGGCGCCGGCUGCCUGUACGCCCAGAACGCCGGCUUCUUCGACACGGACUCGCACCGUUGCCUGGGCAACGUGGUGAGCGAUGGGCGGCCGGUGCGGGACAGCGGGGGGGUGCAGAACGCCCAGUUUGGCAUCAGGAGGGACGGCAGCUUGGUGUUCGGGUAUCUGUCCCAGGAGGACGUCUUGGACCGUUCCAACCCGUUUGUCCAGCUGGUCAGCGGCGUGGUGUGGCUGCUGAGGAACGGAGAGGUUUACAUCAACCAGAGCCUGCAGGCUGAGUGUGACGAGACUCAGGAGACGGGGUGGUUCCGUUACCCUUCGUGGAUGUCGUUGUCGGCGAGGUCUGGGGGUGGUUGUCACAACGCUGAGGGAGCAGUUGUUCCUCUUCUGCGUUCCGAUGGGACAAGACUGGAGUGCUUCACCUUGCUGUCUUUUCGCAGCAUGAACCUGUGGGAGGUGGCCGAGGCCCUGAAGGGCUACGGAGUCGUCAACGCCAUCAACCUGGACGGAGGCGGCUCCUCCACCUACGUGACCGGCGGCUCACUGGCCAGUUACCCCUCCGACCACUGUGAGUCGGACAGCAGGUGGCGCUGUGCUCGGCCCGUCUCCACCAUCUUGUGUGUUCACCGGCGGCGCUGCCGGCCAGAGGACUGCGGCCGCCGCCGCGUCUGUGCGGCCGAUGGUUGUGUCUGUGACGCUGGAUGGAGAGGAGAGAACUGUAGCUUAGAGUGCCUACCGGGUUUCUAUGGCGACGGCUGCAAUCAAACCUGCGCUUGUGUCAACGGCGCCGCAUGCGACCCUGUCCGCGGACGCUGCGCCUGCCCCCCCGGUUUCCACGGCGACACCUGCGAGCAUGCGUGUCCUCUGGGCUUCUUUGGCCCGUCCUGCGCCAACGAGUGUCGCUGUGACGACCAGUGCCCAUGUGACCCGCAGACGGGAAGCUGUAACGCCACGCUGCGAGGGGAGAGCAACCGCACUUUACACACAGCUGGACGUUGUUUGGCCAAACAGAUGUUUAUCCGUUGGAGACGAGACGAAGCAGCCCGCGGACCUCGUCUCACAGAACGUACCUGGCUCACCAUCACCUCCACCUUGGCCUCCCUGCUGCUGGCCAGCCUGCUGCUUCACCUCGUCCGUGGGUGCGGCGGUGCGGUGGCGGCGGCGGCUGCUCGCCGCCCCGGGCGCCGCGGGGACUACUCCUACGUCCCGCUGGUCAGCCUCAACGGAGCCACUCAGGACGACCCGGACUCUCAGGAGGAGAUCUGGUCCCCGGGGACGUCGUCGGGAAAGUCUCCCCCGAGGAGAGAAGGUCAGAUCUUUGCUGAUCAGAGAUGCGGGCGUCCGGACCUCCAGCAGGAAGAGCAGAACUCUGGUGCUUCUGGUUCCGCUGAGCUGGUCAAUCACCAAGAACCCUGGAAGGAUUUUCCUCCACACGCACCAUCAAAUGAAAAACAUUUAGUUGGUUUAUAAUGUAAUUAAGAUAAAUGUCUCAAAAGCCGCUGAGUCUGAAAUCCAGCGAUGAGACCAAAGGUCCAAAUGUUCUCAAUACAGCGUUGACUUGAACACAUCACGGCCAUCUCUUCCUUUAGUUCUCACGUUGCCACGGAAACGGGCGACCUUUGCUCAAAACAAACUGUUUUUUUUAGAUAUUCUAAUGCACAGAGCGCCAUCUGAAUGUAAAAUGAGGUUCAUACCGCAGAAAAUAAUAAAGAAGCACAAUUUUCUUGAAGAA